This is a messenger RNA of Adineta steineri, 753 nucleotides long. Lineage: Eukaryota; Metazoa; Rotifera; Eurotatoria; Adinetida; Adinetidae. The record is from the annotation of a GenBank genome assembly.
AUGAAAAGUAUUUUGAUUACGGGUGCUAAUCGUGGUAUUGGUUUAGGUAUUGUCAAACAACUUGUUUCAAAUCCAUCAUCUAUUGAAUACAUUUUUGCUGGUUACCGUGAUGUUAAUAAAUCUAAAGAAUUGUUAGAUUUAGCAAAACAACAUUCAAAUGUUAUCAUUCCAAUUCAAAUUGAUGUUAGUGAUGAUGAAAGUUGUAAUAAAGCAAAAAUUGAAGUUGAAAAUAAAUUAGGUAAUAGUCGAGGUCUCAAUUGUUUAUUAAAUAAUGCUGGCGUAAAUAAAGAACUAAAAUUUAAUGAUAUCAAUGAAAAAGAUAUGCUUGAUACAUACAAACACAAUGUUAUUGGACCAUGGCGAGUAACAAAGACAUUUUUACCGCUUGUGGAAAAAGCAGUUAGUGGAGAACGAAAUGUUCUUCAAGCAAGUAUUAUCAAUGUAUCAAGUGGUAUGGGUUCAGUUACAUUAGCUCCUACGAUGCCUUUUUUUUAUUUUGAUUAUCAAUGUUCGAAGGCAGCACUAGAUAUGUUUACUGUCUGUUUUGCAGAAACUUUAGCUAAAUCAAAUAUUUAUAUUACUUUACUUCAUCCUGGAUGGGUUCAAACUGAAAUGGGUGGUGCACAAGCUCCAUUAACAAUCGAAGAAGCAUGUAAAAGUAUUGUUGAAUGUAUAAAUUCAAUGAAGAAUGAACAUUAUGGAAAAUUAGUUGAUGCUACGUCAGGAAGUUCAUGUGCUAUAACUCCGUUUUAA